AUGCUUCAACUAACUCUCUACACCAUCUUCCUUGCAAGUUCAGUGUUUGCUGGAAGUUCAGGCUGUGGAGAGAGGCCUAAGGUGGGUCCACCAAGUGGCUCUCGUGUUGUAGGCGGGCAUUUUGCCCUGAAAGGUGCCUGGCCUUGGCAGGUCAGCAUUCAGAGGAUGUCCAGCCAUAUAUGUGGUGGUUCCAUACUCAGCCACCUCUGGAUUCUCUCAGCAGCUCACUGCCUCAACAAGAGCAGAGGCUAUUCCACACUGCAGGUUGUGGCAGGGCUUCACUCUCUGUCGAGGCAUGGGAGGACUGUCCAGAUACGCUCUGUGGAAAGAGUUAUUAAACAUGAAGACUAUGACAAGACAAGUUUUGAGAAUGACAUAGCCCUGCUGCAGCUCCACUACCCACUGUUCUUCACCACUCAUGUGCAGCCUGUGUGCAUACUCAAUAAUGAAAUGGAGGAGAGGGGCCUCAGCUUCAGCUCCUGUUUCAUCAGCGGCUGGGGCAGCACUGUAUUCCAAGGGAAGUUGGUGGACACGCUGCGAGAGGCUGAGGUGGAGCUCAUUGACACUGAGACGUGUAACCAGCGAGACUGGCAUGGCGGCCAUGUCAGUGACAACAUGGUCUGUGCUGGACGGGAAAGCGGGGGUAUUGACACAUGUCAGGGGGACAGUGGAGGUCCCCUGUCAUGUUACAGUGAGGUCACGGGUAGAUUCUACAUCUAUGGCGUGACGAGUCAUGGAGAGGACUGUGGCCUGCCGAAGAAACCCGGCCUGUACACUCGCACCAGCCGCUACUCAGCAUGGCUGAGGAGGACACAGGAGAGGUCAGCUUCCUCAGGAACAGGAACAAAACCAACUAUCCUACAUGCCAUCAUCCUUUCCCUGCUCUGCCAAGUUUGGACACUCAUCUGA
Messenger RNA from Colossoma macropomum (tambaqui), 909 nucleotides. Its product is annotated as acrosin-like. The record is from RefSeq and is a predicted model, not a curated record. Gene Ontology annotation, molecular function: serine-type endopeptidase activity. NCBI's taxonomy places the organism in Eukaryota, Metazoa, Chordata, Actinopteri, Characiformes, Serrasalmidae. The transcript is spliced from 5 exons. The coding region runs from base 1 to 909 and encodes 302 amino acids. Gene Ontology annotation, biological process: proteolysis.